AUGUUUUCUGUUCAACUCGCAGAAAUGAAAUCGGUAACUACUGUGCGGGCAUUCGCAUUAUUGGUUCUUGUGCAUUGGCCUCACACGGGUGGUGUGAAUGUUGAACCACCUGAAGAAAUUCAGAGUCCUGGUGCCUUUGAAUCUGAUAUGAUGUUAGAUCCUGUACAGAUUGCUGCGAUCACUGAAAGCAGUGACGCUAUUAAUAAUGGAGUGGAUGCACGUAAAGCACUUACUGCUUUGGCAAGUCGUUGGCCAAAUGCUAUUGUACCAUAUGUGAUAUCUGCUGACAGUCAAGGUGACAGUGCUGUUAUAAGAGAAGCACUCAAAUACUGGGAAGACCGAACCUGUCUUACAUUCCCACCCUAUGACUCAACUAAAGGACACACAAGUAGGAUUAGGUUCAUGAAAGAUGAAACAUAUUGCUGGUCAUGGGUAGGAGUCCAUAAUCCCGGUGGAUCGCAAGAUAUUUCAAUUGGACAAGGUUGUGCUCAGAGAGGAACAAUCGUACACGAGAUCGGCCAUGCAAUUGGUUUUUGGCAUGAACAAAGCCGUCCAGACAGAGACACUUAUGUACAGAUACAUUUCGACCGCAUUAUACCUGGAAAAGAGAGCAAUUUCCUAAGAUACGCAGCUGACACUGCAAAUACGUACAACAUACCCUAUGACGUCAGUUCCUUGAUGCACUAUGGUCCAACGUAUUUUUCUUGGAAUGGGCUAAAUACAAUUGAUGCAGUUGAUCCAGACGAUCAGGCAUUAUUGGGUCAAAGGAACCACCUUAGCGCCAACGACGUUCUUUUAGCUAAUAUAAUGUACGACUGCAGGAGGUUAGCAAAUGUGGCGUUGGGUAAGCCAACAUCAGUCAGUUUCUUGCGGUAUCCUGAAUAUCCUUCGUCAAAUGCUGUGGAUGGCAACACAGAUUCUUCUUGGUAUGGAAAUAGUUGCACUCACACUUAUAAACAGUUCCAACCCUGGUUCCGAGUUGACCUUGGAAGUAGUAAAGUGGUUCAUGAAGUGAUUGUUACCAACCGAAAGGACUGCUGUGCUGAAAGAAUUACAGGUGCCGAGGUUCGUGUAGGACAAAACCACCCAGAUUUUGAACUAAACACUAAAUGCGGAGACAAGGUGACCGCCGCUGAAUCAUCCCAAACUACUUUGGUGUUCGAAUGCUCCCCUGCUAUAACUGGUCGCUACGUAAGUUUGCAGCUGAUUGGAGUGACAGAAGUCUUAAACUUUUGUGAAAUAGAAGUCAUGGCAGAAUCAUCUCCAAGGUUAGUUAAUGUGGCUGUUGGUCAUACAGCCUCCAUAAGCGGACUGCAAUAUGCCAACUACCCGGCUUCAUUGGCAGUGAACGGAAACACUAAUUCUAAUUUUUUUGAAGGCAGUUGUACCCACUCUACUGACUCAUAUGAACCCUGGUUUAAAGUAGACCUUGAUGGAACCUAUAAAAUUCAUGAAGUGGUUAUCACUAAUCGCAAGGACUGCUGUGAUUUUCGCAUAGCGGACGGGGAAGUUCGUGCUGGACUUAGUACAGUCAUUUCGGAAAAUACUCGCUGUGGUACCCGUGUCACUCAAGCCGAAAGCACUCAGACCACUUUGACCUUUGUAUGCGACCCUCCUGUAAAUGGCCGCUAUGUAAGCCUGCAGUUGAUGGGGAGAUCUGGAGUAAUGAAUUUCUGCGAGAUGGAAGUCAUGGCUGGAGCUUGAUGAUUUUCCCUGAACAAAUGAACUAUGGACCGACUAGUACAGAUAUGUAGAUGACAUCUUGGUUCUUAUGUAAUGUUUGUAGUCAUUAAGGUAGUACAAUAAAAUAUGUAGACAUAA
This is a messenger RNA of Saccoglossus kowalevskii, 1821 nucleotides long. RefSeq lists its product as uncharacterized. Gene Ontology annotation, molecular function: metalloendopeptidase activity. NCBI's taxonomy places the organism in Eukaryota, Metazoa, Hemichordata, Enteropneusta, Harrimaniidae. The record is from RefSeq and is a predicted model, not a curated record. Gene Ontology annotation, biological process: proteolysis.